Messenger RNA from Spinacia oleracea (spinach), 3281 nucleotides. RefSeq names its product protein MICRORCHIDIA 7. The transcript is spliced from 20 exons. Gene Ontology annotation, cellular component: nucleus. The coding region runs from base 166 to 2745 and encodes 859 amino acids. Gene Ontology annotation, molecular function: ATP hydrolysis activity. Lineage: Eukaryota; Viridiplantae; Streptophyta; Magnoliopsida; Caryophyllales; Amaranthaceae. The record is from RefSeq and is a predicted model, not a curated record.
CUCCGCAGUCGCACUGACUGUUUUCCUUUUCUCAUUUGAUCGGCUUCACACUAUAAAUAGCAUAACAUCAUUUUCUACAACAUAACACUUUCUCGGUAGUUUCUCCUUCUCCUCUUUCCCCUUUGAUCUCAAUUCACACUUUCUCUCUCCUUUCUUUUCUCUCCCAUGCAAGCUUCUUCCGCCAUGGAUGUACAAGUCAAGCAAGAAAUCGACGAGAUGGUUCGACGAAUGAGGGACAGAGCCUCCAAUACUACUCCGCGGUCGCCGGCUGAUGUGAUUGCUCUCAGCGACGAUGAUGACGACAAUGGUGGUGGUGGUGUUGCCGAUACGAGGGCUGUGGGUUCGUCUAGUGGUAGUAGUGUUCCGGUGAAGAGACAAAAGGUUAAUGUCUCUCUUCCGCCUGGUUUUCUUGAUCCUAUUCCGCCGUUGCCGGAUUCUUCUAUUCUGUUGCCGGCGCCGUUGGCUGCGGUUCCGGUAAGUACUCAGGGUUCGAAGCAGUUUUGGAAGGCGGGUGAUUAUGAGGGUGCUCCUUGUGGAAAGUGGGAUAGUAAUACAGGCGGAAUGGACCAUGUCAGGGUUCACCCCAAGUUCCUGCAUUCUAACGCCACCAGUCAUAAGUGGGCUCUUGGAGCUUUUGCAGAGCUGUUGGACAAUUCAUUGGAUGAGGUCUGCAAUGGAGCUACAUUUGUGAAUAUAGAUAUGCUUUUAAAUAAGAAGGAUGGGGGUAAUAUGUUGCUGAUAGAAGAUAAUGGUGGCGGGAUGGACCCUGAUAAGAUGCGUCAAUGUAUGUCCUUGGGGUACUCUGCAAAGAGCAAACUAGCGAAUACAAUUGGGCAGUAUGGCAAUGGUUUCAAGACAAGUACUAUGCGGCUUGGAGCUGAUGUUAUUGUUUUUUCACGCAGCUGUGGAAAAGAUGGUAAAAGUGUCACUCAAAGUAUUGGGUUGCUGUCUUACACAUUUUUGAGGAGCACAGGGAAGGAAGAUAUUGUAGUUCCCAUUCUUGACUAUGAAAUGAGAGAGAGGGAAUGGCAUAAGCUGAUGCGGUCCUCUGCUGAUGAUUGGAGAAGAAAUGUUGAUACAAUUACUCACUGGUCACCAUAUUCAAGUGAAACUGAACUCCUACAACAGUUUAAUCUAAUGAAAGACCACGGUACUCGUAUAAUCAUAUACAACCUCUGGGAGGAUGAUCAAGGACUGCUUGAACUUGACUUCAGCUCUGAUCGACAUGAUAUUCAAAUUAGGGGUGUAAACAGAGAUGAAAGAAGCAUAGAAAUGGCAAAGCAGUUUCCUAAUUCUAAACAUUUCUUGACUUACAGGCAUUCGUUAAGGAGUUAUGCAUCAAUUCUUUAUCUGAGACUUCCACCGAGAUUCCGCAUGAUUAUGCGAGGAAAGGAUGUUGAGCACCACAAUGUAGUGAAUGAUAUGAUGAUGAGCGAGGAGGUUACAUACCGUCCCCAACCUGGUGCUGAUGGCGUUCCCAAAAAUACAGAUAUGCUUGCUAUUGUCACUGUUGGAUUUGUGAAAGAUGCGACAUUUCAUAUUGAUGUUCAGGGAUUUAAUGUUUAUCACAAGAAUCGUCUUAUAAAGCCUUUCUGGAGGGUCUGGACCGCUGCUGGAAGUGACGGUCGAGGUGUCAUAGGUGUGCUAGAAGCAAACUUUGUAGAGCCAGCUCAUGAUAAGCAGGGGUUUGAGCGCACUACUGUUCUUGCCAGACUGGAAAACAAACUGGUGCAGAUGCAGAAAAAUUACUGGCGCACUCACUGUCAUAAGAUUGGGUAUGCACCUAGAAUCAACAAAAAACAAGUAGAACAUAGGGACAGAGAAUCUUCACCUGAUUAUACUCCCUCACCAUCACGUUCUAAAGAUAAAAGGAGAGGCGUGGAUUAUGAGAAGGUCUCUUCUCGUUCAUCUGACAAGUAUGGAGGGAAAACAGUGGGAAAACAAGUGUCAGUGAAUGAUAAAUAUGGAAAUGGUCGUUCAUCUGACAAGAAUGGAGAGAAAGCAGCGGGAAAAUCCGGAAAACAUGUAUCAGUGAAUGAUAAAUAUGGGAACGACCGCACAUACAAUGCUAGGGUUAGAGAAACAUCUGAAGAGCCAUCAUCACCAUCUAUAGAAGACGCUUCUGAAUAUAAUGAGCAACCUAGGGUGCUUAGGAGAAGAGAUAAUGGAACUGGUCAUUCUACUUUGAAUACCCCUGGCAAAGACCAGUCAGAAAAAGUUCUUCUGUCCGAAACAAUGAGCUGUGCUGCGCAACAGGAAAAAAGUGCUAAUGGUGGUAUAGAUCCCUCAUUCCCUUCCAAUCUGCAUGGUUUGGAUCGAUUAGGCGAGGAGAAUCGUAUAACAAAACAAAGGUCACAAGUUUCAGAUGCGCUGAAGGAGGAGAAUCGUAAAUUGAAAGAGAAGUUGCAAGUUUUAGAUGAGUUAAAAGAGGAGAAUCGUAAAUUGAAAGAAAGGUUGGAGGGAAACAAUGGGGAGCAGUUGGAUGCUUUGAAACGAGACUUGCAAUUUGAAAGAGGCAAAUGCAAAUCGCUUGAGACAAAGCUCCAUGAAGCUGAAAGUAAAAUUGAAGAACUCAACAAGGAGCAGGAGAGUCUAAUUGACAUUUUCUCAGAGGAGAGAGACAGACGAGAUAUUGAAGAGGAAAAUCUGAGAAAGAGACUAAGGGAUGCAUCCAAUACAAUUGAAGAGUUGCGCGAGAAAGUGAUGCUACUUGACAACAUGAAGUCUUUUAAUGGCAGGCGAUAGUGUUUUAGGCUGCAAGCAUGGAAUAGUGUGAGAGGGCUGUAGAUAUAUCCUUGUUGCAGGCUUCAUUCAGCAAUUGCAGUGUAGAUGGUGGAACUUGGCAGGAAUUUGUAUCUUAAUUAACCUGGCAUGUAAAUUGUAGUAUUAGCAUUAUUCUUUGUAAAAUCGUGGUAAAUCCGUAAAUGUAAUCCACAAUAAUCGGUUAAAAGAAUAUGGGAGUUGGUGUGGACUGGUGGGUGCCUGAGUGGGGGAGUUUGCCUGCACUUGUAUAUGAGUCUUCUUUUUUCCUUUUAGGGUAUAGCAGGAAGGCUGCGGCAGGAAAUAAUCUGUUAUAUAAUUACCUAAAGCUACUCCCUUGCUCAACCAUGCUGUUGGCCGUAGCAAAAACCAACAUAUCAAAAUUUGUGAACUCUCUCGUUAUGAUAGUUUGAUUGCAGAAACGAAUAAAAACGAUUGGUAUGUGUAGUUAUAGUGCUCUGUAUUCUGGAAGAUUGUGGUAAAUUCGUAAUAGCCAAGUUAAUCUGACUUGGGUUUUGUUC